GAUUAACAGGGAGCAUGAGGCAGGCGCAGUAGCAGACUCCUAUAUCCGAGAGAAGGAGACAGACGGUGCCAGCUGCUAGCUAAUUUAGCUCUAGUAGACAGUUAGCAACUAGCUUCAGAGUCCUAGCGCCUUAACUACAUAUGAGGCACUGAGCAAGAGUGUGCUUGCGUGUGUGUGUGGCUGCGCGUGUGUCUACUCGCCCCGCUCGGCUGUCCUAAGUCACUCCGUGUGUGUAGCCUACCUGUGUGUGUGUGUGUGUAUAUAAAAACUCCCCUAUCUUCCUUUUCCGAUCAGCAGCGUGUCUGUUGUGAGGUUAGCACGCAGGGAAGCAACACAUAAACACACUCUGAUACUCGACUGUUUACAUUCGGUGUCCGGUUACUUGCCAGCGGGAUUCCCGGCUUUUACUGUCAACGACACAGCACCUACAUGAUGUUGCGGUUCACUGUAGUACGAGGUGGCCUCGGGAUGCUGGCUGUGAGGAGGACCUGUGUGUCCCCGCGCUUCUCCCACUCUACCCCGCAGAGCAACAUCCGACCAAUCAAAAAAGUGAUGGUGGCCAACAGAGGGGAAAUCGCAAUCCGUGUGUUCAGAGCCUGCACUGAGCUCGGGAUUCGAACCGUGGCCGUCUACUCGGAGCAGGACACCGGACAAAUGCACAGGCAAAAGGCGGACGAGGCUUAUCUGAUUGGAAAAGGCCUUGCACCUGUUGCAGCAUACCUGGACAUUCCUGACAUCAUCAGAGUGGCCAAGGAAAACAAUGUGGACGCCAUCCACCCCGGCUACGGGUUCCUGUCGGAGCGGGCGGACUUCGCUCAGGCCUGCAUAGACGCAGGAGUGAUGUUCAUCGGACCGAGCCCAGAGGUGGUCCGCCAGAUGGGAGACAAGGUGGAGGCUCGGGCCCUGGCCAUCACUGCAGGUGUACCUGUGGUCCCGGGGACCGCGUUACCCAUCAGCUGCCUGAACGACGCGCAGGUGUUUGCAGAAACAUACGGCUUCCCCAUCAUCUUCAAAGCAGCGUACGGAGGAGGAGGCCGCGGCAUGAGGGUGGUCCGUGAGUACGAGGAACUUGAGGAGAAUUACCAGCGGGCCUACUCUGAAGCCCUGACGGCUUUUGGGAACGGAGCCCUGUUUGUUGAGAAGUUUCUGGAAAAGCCAAGACAUAUUGAAGUACAGAUCCUCGGCGAUAAAUAUGGAAAUGUCAUCCACCUCUACGAGAGAGACUGCUCCAUUCAGCGGAGACACCAAAAGGUUGUGGAAAUUGCACCGGCGUUCCAGCUGGACCCUCACCUGAGAAACCGUCUCCACUCUGACGCCGUGAACCUCGCCAAAAUGGUGGGCUACGAGAACGCGGGCACCGUGGAGUUCCUGGUGGACCGACAAGGCAAACACUACUUCAUCGAGGUCAACUCUCGACUGCAGGUUGAACACACGGUCACUGAAGAGAUCACCGAUGUGGACCUGGUGCACGCCCAGCUGCAUGUGUGUGAGGGCCGCAGCCUGCCUGAGCUGUCCCUCAAACAAGACAAGAUCAGAGUGAACGGCUGCGCCAUCCAGUGCAGAGUGACCACCGAGGACCCGUCCAGAGGCUUCCAGCCCGACACCGGCAGGAUCGAGGUUUUCCGAAGCGGCGAAGGCAUGGGCAUCCGCCUGGACAGCGCCUCUGCCUUCCAGGGGGCCGUCAUCUCCCCCCACUACGACUCCCUCCUGGUGAAAGUCAUCGCCAGCGGGAAGGACCUGCAGACUGCAGCCUCCAAGAUGAGCCGAGCCCUGGCCGAGUUCAGAGUGCGAGGGGUCAAGACCAACAUCCCGUUCCUGCAGAAUGUGUUUUCCAACCACCAGUUCCUCAACUCCACCGUGGACACCCAGUUCAUCGACGAGAACCAGGAGCUGUUCAACCUCAAACCCACUCAGAACCGGGCCCAGAAACUGCUGCACUACCUGGGUCAUGUGAUGGUGAACGGACCAACCACACCCAUUCCAGUCAAAGCUAAGCCUUCCUCCAUAGACCCUGUCAUCCCUCCUGUUACCUCGGGAGACCCUCCGCUAGGUUUCCGCGACGUGUUGCUGCGUGACGGUCCGGAGGGAUUCGCCAAGGCUGUCCGUGCCCACCAGGGUAUGUUGCUAAUGGAUACCACCUUCAGGGAUGCCCACCAGUCGCUCCUGGCAACAAGGGUUCGGACCCACGACCUGAAGAAGAUCUCGCCGUUUGUCAGCCACAACUUCAACAACCUCUACAGCCUGGAGAACUGGGGAGGUGCCACAUUUGACGUGGCCAUGCGUUUCCUGUCAGAGUGCCCGUGGAAGAGGCUCCAGGAGCUCAGAGCUCAUCCAAACGUCCCCUUCCAGAUGCUGCUGAGAGGAGCCAACGCUGUGGGCUACACCAACUACCCCGACAACGCUGUCUUUAAGUUCUGCGAGGUGGCGAAAGAGAACGGCAUGGACAUUUUCCGCGUGUUCGAUUCCCUGAACUACCUGCCCAACAUGCUGCUGGGCAUGGAGGCUGCUGGAGCGGCGGGGGGGGUGGUGGAGGCCGCCAUCUCCUACACGGGCGAUGUCUCGGACCCCAUGAGGCAGAAGUACUCUCUGGACUACUACAUGCAGCUGGCCGAUGAGCUGGUGAAAGCAGGAACUCACAUCCUCUGUAUCAAGGAUAUGGCCGGCCUCCUGAAGCCACAGUCCAGCAAGCUUCUGAUUGGCUCUCUGAGAGACCGCUUCCCCGACCUGCCCAUCCACGUGCACACUCACGACACCGCGGGGGCCGGAGUUGCCGCCAUGCUGGCCUGUGCCGAGGCUGGAGCUGACGUAGUGGACGUAGCUGUGGACUCUAUGGCCGGGAUGACCUCUCAACCCAGCAUGGGGGCCAUGGUGGCCUGCGCCAAGGGAACCAAGCUCGACACCGGCAUCGCUCUGGAGAAGGUGUUCGACUACAGCGAGUAUUGGGAAGUAGCGAGAGGCCUGUAUGCUCCAUUCGACUGCACGGCCACCAUGAAGUCUGGAAACGCUGACGUGUACGAGAACGAGAUCCCCGGAGGACAGUACACCAACCUGCACUUCCAGGCUCACAGCAUGGGACUAGGAAAUAAGUUCAAGGAGGUGAAGAAGGCCUACACCGAAGCCAACAAACUCCUGGGAGACCUCAUUAAGGUGACCCCCUCCUCUAAGAUCGUGGGGGACUUGGCCCAGUUCAUGGUGCAGAACAACCUGACCCGGGCGGAGGUGGAGGAGAGGGCGGAUGAGUUGUCCUUCCCCCUGUCGGUGGUGGAGUUCCUGCAGGGAUUCAUCGGGAUCCCACAUGGAGGAUUCCCCGAGCCGUUCAGAUCCAAGGUGCUGAAGAAUCUCCCUCGCAUUGAGGGUCGCCCCGGCGCCUCUCUGCCCCCCCUGGACUUCAAGUCCCUGGAGGAGGGUCUGCGGGCGGCACACAACGAUGAGAUCACCCCCGAGGAUGUGAUGUCAGCAGCCAUGUACCCCAAAGUGUUCCAGGAGUUUAAGGAAUUUACAGCUAACUUUGGUCCAGUGGACUGUCUCAGCACCCGGCUGUUCCUGGACGGACCCAAGAUCGCUGAGGAGUUUGAGGUGGAGCUGGAGAGAGGAAAGAUCCUGCACAUCAAGGCCCUCGCUCUGGGGGACCUGAACAAGGCGGGCCAGAGGGAAGUCUUCUUUGAACUGAACGGACAGCUGAGAUCUGUGCUGGUGAAAGACACUGUCGCCAUGAAGGAAAUGAAGUUCCAUCCCAAGGCUCAGAAGUCUAUCAAGGGUCAGGUGGGAGCGCCCAUGCCUGGAAAAGUGGUGGAGGUUAAAGUGGAAGUUGGAUCCAAGGUGGAGAAGGGGCAGCCGCUGUGUGUCCUCUCUGCCAUGAAGAUGGAGACCGUGGUCAACUCCCCGUUAGCCGGCACCAUCAAGGCGGUGCAUGUCAGGGCCGACGCCUCCCUGGAGGGAGGCGACCUGAUACUGGAGAUUGAGGAAUAGAGGGAGGUAUGAUCCUGGGAAUGAUGGGGGGGGGGGGGGGUAAAAACACUUAUCUGUUGCACACAAGCUGCACACAGCGGAUUGGUGUAAAUAGAUUAUCUGAUGAGGAUUCCUUAAUGAACUGUAGCACUAAUCCAACUAUAUUAUCUCUCAGGCGUGGUGAUUAGGAUCUCAGUACAUCUCUUAAUGUCCUGUCAACUUGUGGAGGAAAAACAUAUCUUAGAAAGACCUAUAUUUGAAUUGUUAUACAUUCCAUUACUUGCUAAUCUCACUAGUCUUAAAUGUGAUGUACUACAAACCGAGCUGAUCAUGUGUAACACCAACAGGGUUCUAAUAUCUAAUUGCAAUUAAAUGCCACAAUUUCCAUUUCUAUGCUGUUGAUGUUGCUUAAUAUAUUCAAGUGUGUAGAUGAAACUUUAUAUUAAUGUUUUUCUUGGGUUAGGACAAGAACUAUGUAUGCUCGCCUUGGCAUUACUGAUCUCUGAGCGUCACAUUAAGACUCACUGACUUUUGUAGGGUAAACAUGUAAUACUGUUCUUUAGAAAGACAAUGAAGCACACAUUUUACGGAAAAUAAAUACAAAUAUUAACACAAUGAGAGAAGCACAACAGAUCAAAGCACUGUUUCAGGGCCAGAUGUUUAAACAGUGUUUUGCUCUGAGAAAUAGUAGAUGGUUUACUUUUGGAAAGAUCUUCGCUGGUGAUGGAAAUGUUUCCCCAUUCACACCUGUCUUUAAAUCCCAUGAAGCUGUCGGCCAUUUUGGAGACAAGCUAACAGGAUUAGUCAUGUGAUUUUGUUGAAGUAUAUCUAAAACCAAUUGAGCUCUAUCUGCUGGAUUUUAAAAGUGUUAAAUCACAGGCUGCUAAGGUAACUUUCUUUUAGGGUCUCUGAUUUCAAAAAGCUUUCACAGCGCAGCUCGUCCAUCUUUUAAUAACCAGGAGAGAUUAUGGUGAACGGUCUUCUGACUGCAAGGGGAUUUUAAGGCUAGGUGAAAAUGGGAUUACAUGGUGGUGUAAUGGAGGCGUGUGGUGGUAUUUUCUGAGGCUCUGCUGAUGGAUUUUUAAAUGAAUUCUCUGUCAAAUGAUGUGAAAUUAGCCGGACUAAUAGCAGGCUCUGGAGACUACCAGUAGCAGCGCUCGGCUUUAUAUUUCUAAUGUGUGUGUUUGCAUAAAUUAGUGUGGCUGUGUGCAAGCAAAUUCACAAGUCAACCAGUCCUUAAAAUAAUGCACCUCCAGAAUUAAAAACCUCUUAAAAGCAAUUCAAUAUUCAUAAUAACACGCACUGAUGCAAACAUAUUUGUACUAACACUCCCAGCCCUUCUGCUGCCUAGAUACAAACAAACACACCUCUCAGUGGUGUUGCGCGGAUGUCAAACAUUACAGUUCCUGAAUUUAACCGACAAGAUUCAACCGAUUCCACAAAUGCCAGACUUCUCAAUUAUUUGGAUGUCUUGAACCUGGAAGUGAUCAAUGCUAAAUUGAAUAUUUCGCCACCCUGACCACCAGUGAAAGUAGAUAAAUAAUUAGCUCACAUAGUAAUGACAGUAGGAAAGGAAGCGUCACAUCUCCCUGUUAUGCAGUGAACGAGCAGAAAAGAUAUGACAGCCUACUUUCCCCAAACAUCAAUACAGCUUUGAUGGACUAAUCAAAGCACACAAUUAAAGUUGAACUGCUCCGGCAUUUUUGCUCCAUUGCCCCUGAGAAUGAGACCCCCUUCUGAACUAUGCAUCUAUACUAAGCAGUGACACUAUGUAAGUACGACACUGAAACGUCUUCUCGCUCUCCCAAGCCCCCUGUACUCCUGGCUUUAUCAAUCUGUAUUAACUACUGGGAUUGUAUGAAAGAGUGUUUUCAACCAGCUGUUGCAAAAUAAUGUUAAGUUCCCUCACUCGUCCAUAUAUCCAACCACCUUUUCAUCUCGUCUUCCUUCUCAACAGUGUAAAUGUUCACGUGUCAGAUGGUGGUUUCCUCUAAUGCAAUAAUGUACUGAAUCGCAGUGUUUCUCUGUCUUAGCCAGCUGUGAUUGUGACAACCAUGUUUCUGACAAUGUAUUGCUGUUAUUGUCUGGGGUUAAAAAAAAGAAUAAAUGUGAGGGAAAAAAGCACA
This is a messenger RNA of Gymnodraco acuticeps, 6074 nucleotides long. It is a transcript of the gene pcxb, whose product is annotated as pyruvate carboxylase b. Gene Ontology annotation, molecular function: pyruvate carboxylase activity; metal ion binding; ATP binding. Gene Ontology annotation, cellular component: cytoplasm. Gene Ontology annotation, biological process: pyruvate metabolic process; gluconeogenesis. The record is from RefSeq and is a predicted model, not a curated record. NCBI's taxonomy places the organism in Eukaryota, Metazoa, Chordata, Actinopteri, Perciformes, Bathydraconidae.